CGUGUAUAUGUGAUAGCUGUUAUUAACUUUACUAUAUUAUAAUAAAUUUAUUGUUAUAUCUAAAAUAUUGUUUUUUAUGACAUUUUUUUUUUAAGAAACUACAGUCGAGUAAAUAAAGAAAAAACAUAAAUUAUUCGAUAUGCCUAAAGUAAAAAAAGAGAAGGGUCCUAGUGACUAUGGAAAACAAGGUAAGAUUACAAUUUUUAAAAGUUGAUUUUGAUCAAAAAUUUUUUAACCAUCUACCUAUAAUUACAUAAAAUAAAUUUUCAAUAGAAAUUUAAAAACACUUAAAACAUUUAUUACUUAAUAAUUUAAUUUUUGAUAGUUUUUUUUUUUACUGCUCGUCGUGUCCAGUUUGGAUUGCCAAUAAUUUACACUUGUUUAAAUAAUAAAUAAUAAGCUAAGUAAAAGGUUACGUUAUAUGUACAUAGUAGUCAUAAAUUAUAUUAUACCUAAUUAUUAACGAUAUUUAUUUUGGUCAAAUGUUGUAUAGUAAUUUUUUUACUUAGUUCUAGAUUUUAUAUAAAUUAAGUAGGAAUCAUAAAUAUGAAUACUACUUAUGAUUCACGUCUAAUGCAAUAUUUUAUUUUUAUCUAUUUAAAUAUUAUGUACGUGCAUAUACUUUUUUAUUUAUAAUGAUUAUUCCUGUAUAUUUAAUAAGUUCAGCUUGCUGGUAUUAAAUUAUAUUACUAUUUCUGUAAUAAUACAUGCAAAAUAUUGCAAAUAAUACAUUUACAAAUUCUUUAAGUAUAUUUUUCUGUUUAUCUAAUUUAACAAUAGUUAAAUUAACAAUUAAAUCAACUAGUCAGUCCAUAGUAAGUGACAUAUUUUGGAUGAUUUUUCAUGGGAUGUCCAAAAUUAUAGGACCUUUACAAACCCGAUUUUUUUAAUAUUAUUUACUGAUAAAAAAAGAAGUUGAACUUAAUUUUUUUCAAAUUGCUAUGUCAAUAAUUGACAAUUAAUUUUACACUUGAAACUUUGGGAUAUGGUAUUAAGAGAAAUUGAAGGCGAGAUUGAAGGUUAUUACUUAAUACUGAAUACUAACAUUUAUUUUAAAAAUUACCUUAUCAUAUUAACAUUAUUCUAAACGCCACAGUUUUAAAACUUUAGUAAAUUUAUAGUAAAAGAUUUAAACGCCUCUUAAAACUUAAUUGUGCAAUUACUUAUGGAUGCCACACAAGAGUUGUUGUGGAAAUGACUGCAAUACUAAUAAUGAGGAUAUAAUAUUAGGUAUUUUCCACCAACAUUUCAUUGGAUCCAAUGCUAGAUAGGCACAAUAGUUCAUAAAAUAAUAAAAAGUUAUGAUCGAUAAUGAAACAAAGUAUUUAGGUACUCAGUUUUAUAUUGAAUUUAUAAAGUUUAUGAUCAAUAGUUACACUAUGCACUAAAUGUUAUAGGUAUAAUGUUUAAAAAGGACUUUGGGCAACAUAUAUUAAAAAAUCCACUUAUUGUACAAGGAAUGGUGGACAAGUCAGCCUUAUUACCUACGGACACUGUACUUGAAAUUGGUCCAGGAACAGGCAACUUAACCGUAAAGUUGUUAGAACAAGUUAAAACAGUAAUAGCAUGUGAAAUUGAUGUCAGGUAAUUAUAAUUGUUUUUACUUUAAUUUAUAUUUUUUGAACUACAAACUAAAAAUAGAUGUAAAUUUAAGACCUUCCUAAAAAAUUAUUUGAAGUCAAUUUAUAUUUUUUAUUUUUAAUGUAUUAGUUAAAACUUGUACCGCAAAUAGUGUGUUUCAUGGUUUGUCCCUAUCUUCUAGUCAUAUGGACUUGUUAAAUGUUUAAUCAAAUAAAUGAAUCAUAUGUACCUAAAAAAAAAAAAAUACUAGAUGUAUUAAAUUAAUUUUUUUUUACCACUAAGUACAACAUAUAAUGAACCUCCUAUCAAAUUUUUAAGCAUAUUUAAUAAAUACCUAUCAAAUAAAAAUUAUGGAAAAAACUAGCAAAAUUAAAAAUUUUUAUCAAGAAACUUUUACCAGAUCCAGAAAAAGUAAAUAUGAGUUUUCUGUCAACAUUUUAAGUCUACAAAUAUUUUAAACUGAAUUACAUUACAAAAAUUAAAAAUAAUAAAAUAAUUAUUUACAUAUAUUUUCCUAUUUUCCAUGUAUUUUUUGAUUUUACUUAAUUAUUUAAUAAACUACAAUAAAGAUUUCUUGAUGUUUUGCUGUUGGAACAAUAUUUUUGGUAGAAAAUAUAAGCUGUGCAAAUUUAAAAUAAUGAAAUGUUUUUCCGUAAUUUGAAAAAAUUGUACAUUUUGUCUUUUUUGGUUUUUCCUAAUUGUUAUGAAAAAUAAUUCAAAUAUCAAAAAGCGACUUUCUCUAUCAGUGACUAUGUGUUAAAAAAAAUUAAAUUGAUCUCUUUUCAUUUGAUUGAAGUAAUAUGUCUGAAAACAUAAGUUGAAUUUAAUGAAAAUUAUUUGACAUUUUACCUAUACUUUUUUUUUUCGGGUUUUCCCAAUUAUUUCAAAAAUCCGAGGAAAAACCAAAAAUGACCUCUCCAAUGCACCAAUUAAAAAAAAAUCACCUUUCAGAAGAGGUGCUACAGUCUAUACUUCAGAUCAAGUUUUUUUGUAGAACAGACAGAAAAAAAAAAUACGCACACAUCAUAGAACAAAUUGAUCUUUCCCUACUCUUGGAAUCUAAAAAUGAUAGUCCGAAGAGAUCAAACAUACCCCCCAAUUAUAAUAUUAAACAACAUUGUAAUUCAGAAAGUCAACAGUUCUGCUAUCUGGGAAACACAAUUACAUUAUUAUAAUAAUAAUUCCGCCAAUGACAUCAAAAAAAAAAAAAAUAACUCUUGUCUAACAAAAAUUCAUGCAGAAAUAAAAAUAGUCUAUUAACUAGCAAACACUUCAACAUCGAAGCUAAGAAUAAAUAAAUAAAAACAUUUGUGUGGAGUGUGUUGUUGUAUGGACUGUAUUUUGAAACCUUAAAUAUCAGAUAAAGUGACAGUUGAAGCAAUGGAAUUGUGGAUCUGGAGAAAAAUUAACAAAAUAUCAUGGGUUGAAAGAAAAACAAAUGAGUAAGUGUUAAAAGAUGUAAGAGAAAAAAUGGAUAUAAUGAGGCACGUAUUAAAAAGAAAAAGGAAAUUAAUAGGGCGUUUGUUCAGACAUAACACAUUUAUGAAGAAUCUAAUUGGGGAAAAGAUCUAGAGGACACCUAAGAAGAUUAUAUUUCCAUGAUGACAUCAAACAUCUCAUGGAUGUUACAUCUUAUUCACAGCUGAGAAACAUGACAAAUGAUAGAAACAUACGAGGGCUAAUCAAAAAGUAUCAAGACUGGUAGUAUCAUUCGGAAAAGGAGUAUCGAAGAGCAGUAGGAAUGGUAUCACUUGCUUCUAUGACUUUCUGAGUACAUUUGUUUUUAUUGCUUCUCUAUAAAAUUCUUCGGUUUGAUUUCACUGAUAUUUUUGUAAAAUAUAUUUUUCGAGUUUGGCGAUUUUAUAAUAAACCCAAAAGAAUAGUAACUUGACAGAUUUGGAGAUUUUAGAAAAUUUGUCUGCAUUUUUUUCCAGUUUCAGAGGGAUGCAACAUUUCAUGGUUUUUGCCAUUAAAUGUCAACUGAAAAACUGAAAAUGUGCCCUAGAUUGGCAGCGAGUUUCGCUUCUUUUGGAUUCAUUACGAAAUCGCCAAACGUGAAAAACAAAUUUUAGAAAAAUAUCGUCAAACCAAAACGAAGAAGUUUCUAGAGAUUUUAUACGAAUAGACGUGCUCAGUAUAAGUCGUAGAGGCUGGGUUUACAAACCGUAUUGCUCUUCAACGCUCGGUUUCCGAGCGUUUAUUAUCAGUCCCGACACUUUUUGGAUUAGCCCUCGUAUGACUAUCACAACAAGACCCAGCCUUCAGAUGAUUAUGAUGAUGUACCUAUUUAAAAUAAAUAUAUUUAAUUUAGUAAUACAGUACCUAUUUCAGCUCUUAGAUAAUCAUUUAAUUAAUAUUAUUUAAAAUAAUUCUACAAGGCAAAUAAUAAUUAAAUUUUAAUUAAUGUUAUUAGGUUAGUGGCUGAAUUGAAGAAACGUGUUAUGAACACACCUUACCAAAAUAAGUUACAAAUAAGGAUUGGAGAUGUUCUUAAAUCUGAACUUCCUUUUUUCAAUGUAUGUGUUGCUAAUAUUCCAUAUCAAAUAUCAUCACCUUUGGUUUUCAAAUUACUUUUACACAGGUAAAAUAUUAUGAGAUACAGUAAAUUUUAUAAUUCUUUGUGUUGCUAAGAUUUAAAAUAAAAAUAUUAUGUUAAUUACUCAUUGUUUAUUAUAAAAUCAAAAAUAACUGUCUAAACAAAUCAAAUUAAUCAUACUGCAAUAAAAAUAAGAUACAUUUUUUUGUGAUAGAGUAAAACUAUUGAUUUAGCUUGGGUAUAGUAAUAAUUUAGUAAUUUAUUUCAUAUAUUUGCCCAGUUUUCCUCUAGUUUUUUUUGGUUUUUCACAUUUGAUGAAAAAAUUUAAAAAUUAUCUCCCUAAUGUACUUCUCUACACCAAUUUCCUUUUAGAAAAGAUGCUACACUUAAAAAUCUAAAUAAGUCUUCUGGUAGAAAAGUUGUGCACAGAUUAAAAAAAUAAAUAAACAUCAUUGUAAAACCAAUACAUUCUUCGCUCUACUCAGAAUCUGUAACUUAUGAUACCUUCUGGUAAUAUUCUUAUUGCACCGAAAUUUGAAAACCAGGCAUUUCCUGAAUAAUGUUUAUUACAUUUUAAUAGUCUGAAUUUUUAGAUACAUUUCUCGAUAAGUAUUAUAAAUUGUAUUUUAAACUGUUCAUUAAACUUGAAACAAUGUUGAACUGAUAAUAUGAGUUAAAAUUAAGAAAAAUAUCAGGUAUUACUGCGUUAUUCAAUUGUACUGAGUAAACUCAACAAACUAUAUUUGUCAAAUUAGUAUUUUGCAGUAGAAGAGAAUUUUAAAUUAAUCAUACACAGAGCUUUUUUAUUAAAGUGAACACAUAGUCCAUAUAUGUUUUUUUGUUUGUUAUUUUACAAAAUCUUUAUUUCAUAGCUUAAUAGAAAUGAUAUUGUCAAUAUCCUAUAAGGAAUUUUAUUUUCAACCAUAUUAUGUGGGUAUGGUGAUUCGGUUCUUUUCCGUAACUUGAAUAACCUCAUGAUUUCAGUUUUCAUACAGUUUUUCCAAAAAUGUUAUUUUUGUUUAAUAUCCAUACAGUUUAUCAUUUUUUGUUUAAAAAUUGUUGCUAUGAAAAAUUAGAAAUCUUUAGCUGUUGGUAUUGUUAUAAUAAUUAUGUUAUUUCUGGCUAUUGAGGAUUACAUAUAAACAUAAUAAAUAAAGAUGGUUUUUCUUGAGAGUAUAAAUGAUGGAUAUCCUUGAAUGUAAUGUGUCCAUGCUUAAUAUAGCGUAUUUAAAUUUAAGGUAAAUUACAUUUGUUUCAUAGUUCAGAAAUGUAACAAUCACAUUCAAUUAUUUUAAUUAAUUAUAUUGCUGAACUUUUAGUUUGUAUUAAUUAUUCUAUAGGUAUAUUCAUUUCCAAUAUUAUUACAUGUAUAUUGUUGAAAUGGUUAAAUGUUUGACCUACCAUAAUAUGUAGUUAUUUUUUCUUAGCUUUAUUCAAUAUGUUUUAAAGGAUAAAUUUUAAAUCAGAUAAAGGGGGAGAUGGAAGUAAAUGUGAAUCAAGGAAUAUUAGGAUAAAGUUGAAACACAUAGGAAUAUUAAAAAAUAUCAUUCAUGUAUUUAUAUGUCAUAAACUGAUAAAAAUGUAUUUUGAUAUUCCACAAAUUAAAAGUUAUUAGAAAAUAAUAUCAAAUUAUGAAAUAAUUAUUAAGCUUACACCUUAAUUUAUUUCUUAUUUUGUGAGAGUAACUUAUCCAAACCACUAUCCUAAGAAUCCUGGUUAGGCCUGGCAGUAAGAUUUAAAAUAAAGUAAAACUUAUUUAUUAUAUUUUAUUUGAUAUAGAUUUAUUUUGAUCAUCAAAAAAUAUACUUUAAAUGUUUUUUUAUGAUUAUAAUAUUAUAAAAAUGUAUUAUUUUACAGACCUUUUUUCCGGUGCGCUGUACUUAUGUUCCAACGAGAAUUUGCUUAUCGUCUAGUUGCUAAGCCUGGUGAUAAAUUGUAUUGUCGUUUAUCAAUCAACACACAGUUAUUGGCUAGAGUUGAUCUUUUAAUGAAAGUAUGGUACACAUUUAUGUGUUAUUUGUGUUAUAUGUAUAUUAAAUAAUUAAAUUAUACCAGGUUGGGAAAAACAAUUUUAGACCCCCUCCAAAAGUUGAGUCUAAUGUAGUGCGCAUUGAACCUCGUAAUCCACCUCCACCUAUAAACUUCAAAGAAUGGGAUGGCUUGACAAGAAUAGCUUUUUCUCGGAAAAAUAAAACACUAGGUGCAAUUUUCAAACAAAAUACUGUAGCAGUAACUUUAGAGAAAAAUUACAGGAUGUAUUGUUCUCAAAAAAAUCAAGUUAGUUAAAAAUUAAAUUAAAAAUAUUUUGUUUCAAGAUUCUAUAAAUAAUUCAAUAUACAUGUUUGAUUUUUUAGGAAAUAUCAAAAGACUUUGACAUCAAAGAAAAGUUGGACAAUGUUUUAAAUUGCAAUGCCUUUAGUGAAAAGAGAGCUAGAAAAAUGGAUAUUGAUGAAUUCAUCCAGUAAAUAUACCCAUGAUAUUAUAAAAAAUAAAAAAAACAAAUAUUCUAACAGAUCAGGUGUAGUUACCGAAACAAUUAAAUUUAUAAAAUAGUAAACAGUUCCAGUUCAGUCAGUUUGUUAAAUUAUACAUUUUUUUUUUAAAUUUUAUUUUCACAAUAAUAUCGUAAUAAUAAUUGUGUACAAUUGGUACACAAUAAGCAUAUAUGAUUUAACAUGAGUACAUGAUAAGAAGUCACUUAUUUUUUUUAACAUUACUCAUACAGAAUUCACUGUAGUAUAAUCUUAGGAACUGUGGUAUCCAGUUGAUAAUCAUCCAAUGAGCAGUUAAAUGUUUGCUCUUUUUUCAGUUAGCAUUUUGAGAGCACCUAGAGACCUAAAGGAGUCGCUUGUUGGCUGUUUUAAUAAAAAAUAACCCUUGAUUUCUUGUACAAAACAUGUUUAAUUUACAGGCAAAAAAAUGAUUAGGAUGAGCCUCGGGGCAAAAUAAAAAUGUUUAAAUCAUAUCUAAGAAUUGUGUUUUUACAAAAAAAGUUCAAAAAUUUACUGAGCAUUGGAAGUUAUCAAAAUGGAUUUUGACACAGUUUCAAUGACCAAUGUGCCAUGGUUAAUUUUACAUGAAUGACUUUAAAAUAAAUAAGUAUUUAAGCUAAAACCUUCAACUCUUAUAACUGCUUUAAUAAUAAUUUCUGCAAAAAAAUUUGAACAGUUCCGAAAUCCGCUUCAAAGCAUUUUCAAAAAAAAAAAAAUUGUAAAACAAAGGGUGUCCAGUAAAGUAGACUCAUACCAAUAAUACUUAUUAUUUGCCAUGAAAUAAUUUAUGUUUCUUCAUAUUUUUUUCAGAUUGCUUCUCGUCUUUAAUAAGGAAGGAAUUCAUUUUCAAUAACUUUAAAAUUGUUUUACUUUAUCAUAUGAUGUUUUUAAUUACUAAUAUAGCCCAAUAAAUGAUUAAUCUGAAAUAUUUGUUCACAUUUUACUGGAAAAUAUAUGUAUAUCAAUUCCAUCAAAACAAAGCUUUUAAUUAUUUACAAGUUAUAGUAUAAAUAUUUUAAUUUUACAUGUUCCUAUAAUUAUAUUUUUGACAUGCC
Molecule: messenger RNA, 7664 nt
Organism: Cinara cedri
Lineage: Eukaryota; Metazoa; Arthropoda; Insecta; Hemiptera; Aphididae
Source: the annotation of a GenBank genome assembly